GAAGAAAAUUAUUAGUUAAAAAAAGCAAAAGAAAAUUAAAAUCUAAACACCUGGGAAAAAAAAAUGAAAUAUCUAUCAGUGUUUCUAUUUUUUUAUGGCCUAUGCAUGAUUGGUAAUGUAUAUGGUGGACGAGCAAACAAGCUCCAUAUCUGGAACGAGCUUGAUCCCAAUCAAAAGCACUCACACCUCUUUGUGCAGUGUAAAUCUGGAAAGGUCGACAUGGGAAAACAUUAUGUCCCGUAUGGUAAAAUAUAUCAGUUUGAUAUUAGGGAUAAUUUUUGGAAGACGACACUUUUUUGGUGUACCUUUAGACAUGGGCCUGGUUACAGGAUUGGCCAACAAUUUGAUGUGUAUGAAUAUAAACCGGGUGUAGCUCAAGGAGGCACAUAUGAAUGGACAGCCAGAGAAGAUGGAAUAUAUUUUAGGUUAAAUCAAGGUACGAUCCAUAAAGUGCACAACUGGAAGCCAAUGCCACCGUAAGAAUUGUUAUAAUCUUGGUAUUGAUCUUGACGAAUAUAUAUUCUAUGCCGUCAAAACUUGAUUAUGAAAUAAAUUCCGUGAAGUCCAAGAUGUGAAUGGAAAUAUAUUCUUUAGAUCUCUGAUAUUAUUGUUGUUUAAGUAUAUUUCAUUUUCUUUUCAUUUCUUUACUUCUUGUAUAUAUUUAUUCACUGCAAAAGAUAUAAUGCAUCGUGAAUUUAUAAUAAGUUAAUAACUAUGUAACAUUUCUAUUAUUAUAUUUAAGAAAAUAAAUUGAUAUUUAAAUAAA
Arabidopsis lyrata subsp. lyrata is the source of this 766-nucleotide messenger RNA. RefSeq names its product S-protein homolog 21. NCBI's taxonomy places the organism in Eukaryota, Viridiplantae, Streptophyta, Magnoliopsida, Brassicales, Brassicaceae. The record is from RefSeq and is a predicted model, not a curated record. Bases 64 to 480 code for a protein of 138 amino acids. The transcript has a single exon.